CGUAUUAUUAUUUUUCCUUCCUUUCCAAAACACAGACGAAGAUGGCGGAAGAGCGACAGAACCUUUUGGACGAUGAAGGGGAUAUCUCGUCUUCAGGUCCCAGAAAUGAAAGCGGACCGGUUAGACCGAUGUCCGCGCUCUGUGACCCGAGGCGGCUGCCUCACCGCAUUUUCGUCCUGCUUUUUAUGUGCUUUCUGGGAUUCGGAAGUUACUUCUGUUAUGAUAACCCCGCUGCUUUGCAGACUCAAGUCAUACAGGACAUGAAGCUCAACACGUCCAUGUUCAUGCAGCUCUAUGCCUGGUACUCCUGGCCCAACGUGGUGCUCUGUUUCCUGGGGGGCUUCCUGCUCGACAGGGUCUUUGGCAUCAGGCUAGGAACGAUAAUCUUCGCCCUGUUUGUCUGCGUUGGACAGGUUAUAGUUGCUGUUGGGGCACUUCUAGAUCUAUUCUGGUUAAUGGAGAUUGGACGCUUUGUGUUUGGGAUUGGAGGUGAGUCUCUGGCUGUGGCCCAGAACACCUAUGCAGUGAACUGGUUCAAGGGGAAGGAACUCAACUUGGUGUUUGGUCUUCAGCUCAGCAUGGCCAGGCUGGGUAGCACCGUCAACAUGAACAUCAUGGGCUGGGUGUACAACCGUGUCGCUGAUCUGGUCGGCUCGACAGGACACACCACUCUGGGAGUCUCGCUCAUGAUCGCUGGGGCGACAUGUAUAUUCUCUCUGGUCUGUGCUCUGGUGUUGGGCUACCUGGACAAGAGGGCCGAGAGGAUCCUCAACAAGGAACAGGGAGCGACCGGGGAAGUGAUCAAGCUGACGGAUGUGAAGGACUUCCCCUUCCCACUGUGGCUCAUCUUCAUCAUCUGUGUGGGCUACUACGUGGCCAUCUUCCCCUUCAUUGGACUGGGACAGGUUUUCUUCAUUGAAAAGUUCAACUUCUCACCUCAAGAAGCAAGAGCAAUUAACAGUAUUGUGUACAUCAUCUCAGCCCCAGCCUCUCCUGUGUUGGGCUUCAUGGUGGACAGGACAGGGAAGAACGUGAUCUGGGUUCUGUGUGCCGUCGUCACGACACUCAUAGCCCACAUGAUGCUCGCCUUCACCUUCUGGAACCCCUGGAUCGCCAUGUCCCUGUUGGGUUUGUCCUACUCCCUGCUGGCCUGUGCCCUGUGGCCCAUGGUGGCCUUUGUGGUGCCAGAGCAUCAGCUGGGGACCGCCUAUGGCUUCAUGCAGUCCAUCCAGAACCUGGGCCUGGCUCUGAUCUCCAUGGCAGCAGGAUCUAUUCUGGACAACAAGGGAUACCUCUUCCUGGAGGUCUUCUUCACCGCCUGUGUCUGCUUGGCGCUGAUCGCGGUAGUGAUGCUGUACUUUGUUGAUUAUCUACGAGGAGGAGAUCUGAACCUCUCAGCCUCUGCCAGGGCCAAACUCCUGAAGGACUCCAAUUCAGAGUGAGCGGUCACACAGUCCUGGGCCCUCUGUACCAGCUGGCUGCACGGACAUGACCACAGCUGUCAAUCACCUGCUAGGGGGCCUGUCUGCACUACUCACUUCUCCAGCCUUUCAUUGUCACUGACCCCUCCCAGCAACAUACUGACCCCUCCCAGCAACAUACUGACCCAUCGCAGCUCAGAUGCUGACCCCUCUGCUCUGACAUCACAUACCAACGCCGCCGCCUCGUCUCUCUGACUGCUCCCUCCAGUGGCUGUGUCAAGGGCUGGCUAAUGACUGAUUGGUGUUGUGUGCAUGCUUUGGAACCUCAAACAUCACACCAAUCAUACUUUAAUGUCAGUAGAGUGGGGCACCAGAAAGCACUUUUUAAAAGGUUUAUAAAUGUCUAGAACAAGACUCCAGGCUGAGUGACUUUUACUUCAGACAUGUAAAGUUAUUCACCGAUAACCCACAUCCAGAUAUGUCUUUUUGCUUAGUAAAGUCACCCACACCAUAAGAGGUGAAAUGGUUAGAUUUCUCGGCAUUGGGUUUAGUUCUUUAUAGCGCUGUUCCUUCAUUAAUUCCUUUCUUUGCUCCUGGCUGGUCAUAGAGGCUCGUAAAACGUCACACCGUCAAGGCUUUAUCACUUGUCAAAGUGAUAAAGGAAUUUUAAAGGGAAACAUUUUAUAUUUCAAUCCACCCAAUGUACAAAAAUAACACCACAUUUUGAAAGCAGCAGUUUUACAGUGACCUUUGAGAAAAUGACCUGGCUUAUGUGUAUGAAGGAGAACUUUUAACAAUACUAUAACAUUGGCAAUUGGGUGGAAACCUUCUGCUGUACAACUGAAUGAAAGGAUAAAUACUUUGUUUUGUUGAUGUUUAUUGAUCAUUCUCAGGAAAUUGCCAAGAGAUACUUUCAUAUGUUGAAAACCACUAAAUCAAAUGAUCAUUCUAAUGACAAAAUCACUUUUGAUAGUUUUUCUAUUGUAAUGAAGGAUCGCUUCAGUCUUUAAUCCUGAGUCAGUUUUCUGCAGGACAACCUGAGCUUGAACCAAGUGGCCUGUCGUAGCAUAGUAUUAGGUCAAAUUAUUGUGGUAGAGGAAGCCUAUCCAUAUACCAUUGAAGUUGUGAUGGCUGUUUUGUUUGUCUUAGCUGCAGAAUAGUCUCUGUGUAAAUUUCACUAAGAGUGCUGUCUGUUUUUGAGUUGAACUAACAAAUGUCUAACAGCUCUAAAUAACAUGUUCUAUUGCCUAGAACUGCCUAGAGCACGGGGCUCCAACCCUGUUCCUGGAGAACAACCCUCCUGUAGGUUUUCACUCCAACCCCAGCUCUAAAUAACAUGUUCUAUGGGUACUACUGCCUAGAGCACGGGGCUCCAACCCUGUUCCUGGAGAACAACGCUCCUGUAGGUUUUCACUCUAAAAAAAAAACUAAAACAAGCAGAUGUUCUUGUUACAUAGCUGAUGUUCACUGUGGAUGUUAAAUAACAUCAGGCCAUUGUGUCCUUGCCAGAUCUCAUUGUCAUUCUGUCGGAUCAAAUUGACUUUUAUAUACAACAGUAUUGUCUCAGGACGGCAAAUAAAAGUUUGUAAAAACAGA
This is a messenger RNA of Oncorhynchus kisutch (coho salmon), 3017 nucleotides long. RefSeq names its product major facilitator superfamily domain containing 1 (gene mfsd1). The transcript is spliced from 16 exons. Gene Ontology annotation, molecular function: transmembrane transporter activity. The coding region runs from base 42 to 1442 and encodes 466 amino acids. Gene Ontology annotation, biological process: transmembrane transport. Lineage: Eukaryota; Metazoa; Chordata; Actinopteri; Salmoniformes; Salmonidae. Gene Ontology annotation, cellular component: lysosome. The record is from RefSeq and is a predicted model, not a curated record.